Messenger RNA from Lemur catta (Ring-tailed lemur), 243 nucleotides. RefSeq names its product NADH dehydrogenase [ubiquinone] 1 alpha subcomplex subunit 3-like. NCBI's taxonomy places the organism in Eukaryota, Metazoa, Chordata, Mammalia, Primates, Lemuridae. The record is from RefSeq and is a predicted model, not a curated record. The coding region runs from base 1 to 243 and encodes 80 amino acids. Gene Ontology annotation, cellular component: mitochondrial inner membrane. The transcript has a single exon.
AUGGCCUCAAGACUCACCACCUUCCUCAAGAAUGCUUGGGACAAUGAGCCAGUGCUGGUCAUGUCCUUCACCAUCGUGGGCCUUGCUAUAAUUCUGCUGCCACUCAGCUCCUACACCAAAUACUCCAUCAUGAUCAACAAGGCCACGCCCUACAACUACCCAGUGCCCGUCCAAGAUGAUGGGAACAUGCCUGACAUGCCCAGCCACCCCCUGGCCCCCAGGGCCCAAGCUUGGAGUGGCUGA